GCCCCGCCCCUGCUCUGCCCCUCACACAAACAGCAGCAGCGAGCAGAGAGUAAAUAGAGAAAACCCCAAGAUGGCGGAGUCAGUGAGCUUCAUUCACUUCGCAGCAGCAGAUAAAAACCCACUGCCGAAGCCCAAGGAGCCCAAAGGAACGUCGGAGAACCGACAGCAGUCUUCCCGGGACCACCAUCCCCCACCACCCAAGAAAGUACGGAACGAGGAAAAGGCCUUUAAGCCCAAGAAACUGAACGGAGAAGGGCUUGGUGGAGUCGGAACGACGGAAAAGCAGCACCAGCAGCACCAGCAGAAGCAGAGUUAUGGCAGCCCGACAACAUGGAGCUUUAGUCCCGUCAAUGCAAACAGCCCGACGGCGUCAAUGCAGCCGCCUCUACAUAAAGUCUUCAAGCAAAAUGCAUUCCUCGCUCCUCACUCAAAACCCAAAAAGCUCAAGGAGAAACGAGAGAAAGAGAAGGAAAAGAAGAAACACAAACCCCCUCUCGAGAUGAACAGCGUUGCCAGCUCCGGACUGAAGAAGGAGAAUGGGGAUGUGAAGUUGUUGCAGAAAGAUCAUAACAGCAAAGAAAAAGACAAAGACAAGGACAAGAAGAAAGAAAAAGACAGAGAGAAGGAAAAGGAAAGAAAGAAGCACAAAGUAAUGAAUGAAAUCAAGAGGGAAAAUGGAGAAGUUAAACUGCUCCAGAAAGGAGAGAAGGAGAAACCAGAAGUAAACACUGAGGAGCUGCAGAUCAAAAAAGUGAAGAAGAAAAAGAAAAAGAAACACAAAGAUGGUGAAAAACGGAGGAGACCGAAGAUGUACAACAGAUCCAGUCAGACAGUAUGCACAGGGGUUCUGCCAGAGCUCUCAAGCCUGUUGCCCAAGCAGAGUGGCACUGAGCAGCUCUGUGAGGACUUCAAGGCCCCUCCACCUUUCCAUCGAGGAGGUGCCAUCAUUUUCAAUAAGGAGGUGAACCUUCCGGAAGGUGCUGGCCCUACCACUACCCUUUUGUCAGAACCCAGGGACCAAGCCUGGCCUCCAGGCACAGAGAGACUGGAAUUUGGGCGGUUGAUCCAUGUGGAGCGGCAACCCAAUGGUGGUGCUCUGGUGGUCCAUGCCUACAUUGAAGAGUUGUCCCGUCUCUCCACUACUGAGAGGGACCGCUUUGCCCGGGAAUUUGUCACACUGGCUUUCAGCGAGGAUGAGGAAGGUGCCGCACACUAUGUCAUGGCUAUUGUCCAUGGUGCUGCCACCUACCUUCCAGAUUUCCUUGAGUACUUCUCCUUCAAGUUUCCUAACUCGCCUGUCAAGAUGGAGAUCCUGGGGAAGAAGGAUAUAGAGACCACCACCAUGGCUAACUUCCAUGCUCAGGUAAAGCGAACCUACUCCCAUGGUACAUACCGAGCUGGUGCCAUGCGACAGAUCAGCCUGGUGGGUGCUGUAGAUGAGGAGGUUGGAGAUUACUUUCCAGAAUUCCUCGGCAUGCUUGAAGAAUCGCCAUUUCUAAAACACACCCUGCCCUGGGGAACUUUCUCCAGUCUGAAGCUGCAAAGCCCCACAGAGAGCGAUGAUGGACCCAUCAUGUGGGUGAGGCCAGGAGAGCAGAUGAUUCCAGUGACCGACAUGCCAAAGUCUCCCUUCAAAAGGAAAAGAUCAACCAAUGAAAUCAAGAACCUACAGUAUCUACCUCGGACCAGUGAGCCACGUGAGAUGCUGUUCGAGGAUCGGACACGGGCCCAUGCUGACCACAUUGGCCAGGGCUUUGAGCGGCAAACUACAGCAGCAGUGGGGGUGCUGAAGGGUGUACACUGCGGGGAGAGCACGGAACCCCCUCGAAUUACCAAAGACGUUGUCUGCUUCCAUGCUGGCGAUUUCCCGGAUGUUGUGCAGAGGCUACAGCUCGAUCUGCACGAACCGCCCCUGUCGCAAUGUGUGCAGUGGGUUGAUGACGCCAAGUUGAACCAACUGCGAAGGGAAGGCAUUCGCUACGCCCGCAUUCAGCUCUAUGACAACGACAUCUACUACAUCCCUCGUGGGGUGGUGCACCAAUUCAAGACUGUGUCAUCCGUCUGCAGCUUGGCCUGGCACAUACGCUUGAAACAAUACCACCAAGAUUCAGUAGAUGUUGGGGAAGAGGUCAGUCACAAGGUGGAGGGCGAUGUCAAGCUGGAGACACCCCAGGACAGCUGCCUGCUUCCGCAGGUUAAGGCAGAGCCUGUAGACUUUACUGUGGAAGGGUCCUCAGAGCCCCUGGGCCUGGAGAGUAGUUUGAGGCCCCUACACCUUCACUCUGAAUGUCCCACAGCAGGACCGCUUGAGGCCAGGACAUGCCCCUUACAGUCCUUUGCAGAAGACCAUAAGGACACAGUGUUUCCAAAGCCUGGCAUCAUAGUCCGGGACUCACGCCUGAGUCAUGUCCCAAAACAGGCCUCUGUUGGACAGCAACUAGACUCUUUAUACUGAUAUAUACAUAUUGUUUAAAAAGGCGUAUCCUUUUAUUAGUUUUGUUUUUUUACAAUCAAAAAACAAAACAUGAAAACUGAGGUGUGACACAUUGCAAGCCCUCUGUGAGCUCUGUGGGACAGUGCUGCAGCUGAUGCUGUACUGUUACUGGAUGAAUGCAUGGCAAAUGUAGCUUGUACCAUUCCUCAGUGCCUGUCUUAACUAUUCACUUUUCAAGCACUUAGGGCCAGAUGCACUGUCACACUGCAGGAUGGAAUCAAACAGGUCCUCAAAUGAUAUAUUUUUAAGUUGUAGGUUAUACAUACACUAGAGCUGACAUGAACACAUACAGUAUAUUUUUUGUAAGAAGAGACAGAAUUGUUUUAACGACUACAGCCUUUUUCCAUAGAGCUUAUUUAUAUUUUUUUUGGUUCUCAUGUUAAAUGUCAGCACUGUAGUGUAAAUAACUUUUUAAAAAACAAAAUUGUAGUGUGCUUUCUACUUAUGAGAACCUCCUAAUAAAGGUUCCAGAUACUG
Molecule: messenger RNA, 2971 nt
Organism: Scleropages formosus (Asian bonytongue)
Lineage: Eukaryota; Metazoa; Chordata; Actinopteri; Osteoglossiformes; Osteoglossidae
Product: round spermatid basic protein 1-like protein
Exons: 8
Coding region: 71-2455 (794 amino acids)
Cellular component (GO): nucleus
Source: RefSeq, a predicted model, not a curated record